Messenger RNA from Solanum stenotomum, 785 nucleotides. Its product is annotated as 14 kDa proline-rich protein DC2.15-like. The transcript has a single exon. The record is from RefSeq and is a predicted model, not a curated record. Lineage: Eukaryota; Viridiplantae; Streptophyta; Magnoliopsida; Solanales; Solanaceae. Bases 59 to 475 code for a protein of 138 amino acids.
CCAUUCACAAAUCAUUCACUCACCAUUUCUCCAAGAAUACAUUUAUUUAUUUUUCACAAUGGCUUCCAAGAAGUUUUUCUCUACUCUUGCUCUUUUCCUUUCCCUUAACCUAAUUUUCUUCACAUUUGUUUCAAGUUGUAACACUUGUCCUAAACCUAAACCAAAACCAAAACCAAAACCAUCAUGUCCACCACCACCAUAUGAACCAAAAUACAAAACUUGUCCAAUUGAUACCUUAAAAUUAGGUGUUUGUGCAGAUGUUCUUGGAUUAGUUAAUGUUGUUGUUGGUUCACCACCAGUCACACCUUGUUGUAGUCUUAUUUCUGGACUUGCUGAUGUUGAAGCUGCCAUUUGUCUUUGUACUGCUCUUAAGGCUAAUGUUUUAGGGAUUAACCUUAAUGUCCCUAUUUCAUUAAGCUUGCUUCUUAAUGUUUGCUCCAAGAAAGUUCCUUAUGGAUUCCAAUGUCCAAAUUAGUUGAAUUGUUUCUUUUAAAGUUUUAAAAAAGAUAACAUCAUCACCGACUCUACAAAGUCAGAAUUAAAUCGAUCUUUUUGUGUUGACUUUUUGUAAUUCAUUCGUGAAUAAUAAUUUAAGGGUGCUUCCCUUUUCAUUGUUUGUAUUUUGGUGGGGUGGGGGUGGGGAUUGAAAUGGAAUUGUGGGUUGUGCAUAAGUGUUGAUUAGUAAGUGUCUUAUUUAUCAAUUGAAAGUUGUUUAUGGUUAAGAUUGUAUUCAAUAAGUUUAUUUUCUUGGACAAAAAAAUAAUAUAAUUUCUAUAUAUUUUGCA